AUGCCGCCGAUAACGCAAGGAGACAAGGCUUCCAGACAGUCGUCCGCCGGCAAAGGCUUCUUCAGUAGACGCCAUCGCGACAAGGUCGAUAGUCGCUACGAUGGAGGGAACCCAGCCACACUGGAUCCAAGCACAAACGGCUCCUGGACUUCGAGGCAUUCCAAGAGAGAGUCAGUGGCCUCGAUUGAUGGCCAGGAUGGAGAUUUGGGCGGCCUCAACAUGACCGCAGGCGUCAUCACCUCGAUACCAUACUCCGCGACCGACCGAUCCCAAGCCCCUGUGACUGUGGACUACCUGCCUCGAGAUGAUCAAAUCCUCACGAGACGAGAGCCCCAGCCGCACCAGCUUGCUCGUGGGUCCGACUUUCAUCAAUAUCCCGCGUUCAGUUCGUCGACGAAUGGCUCCUCACAUCCUACAGGGCCUCGCCCGCCGCCGCAUACAAAUGCCAAUGGUGUCACCAUGGCCACGAGCCAGGCAGGAGAUCGCGGGACAAAAUACCAACAAUGGGGUCGGCCUGGCAGCAGCAACGGCCCUCAACACGCCGCUUAUGAUUCAAUUUCCACGAGUGACUCUUACGGGGGAAGCCGACGGAAGUCGAUUGACGGUGCCAGCAUAAAAUCUACUGCCUCUUCGGCCACCGCAGGAUCAAGCCUUUUUUCUUCUGACAGAUCUUCAAGAACAGCCGUGCCAUCACGUCAGGACUCCGACACUUCUAUCGGAGUGGUCUCACCGACGCAUUCCCGGCUAUCCAAGCUUAGUUCGCAUGCCGGCUGGCCGGCGCAACAACAUUCACCUUUCAGUUCGACCACCUCUUUCAAUCCUGCUGGGUUCUAUCUUCCUAAGCCGCAAAGCGACGAGGAAGUUGAGAAGUUGUUCUUGCAACUCAUGCAUAAGCGUGGUUGGCAGAAUCUACCCGAGCAGGCGAAGCGGCAGAUGAUGGCGUACGCGCCUGCGAAGAAGUGGACGCUGGUCCAUCAGGACAAGUUGACGGAGUGGCAGGGCGAGCAGAAGAGAAGACAGCAGGCUCGCCAAACGGGUACGUUAGACGGUCCGAUAUCGAGAGACGUCGAGGGCACUCCGGAAUGGUACGUCAAGAAGAUUUUGGAUAAUAGUAUAUCUGGGAAACAACUUCAGAGUUUGAGCGUCAGCUUAAGAACACAACCUAUCAGCUGGGUCAAGGCAUUCAUCGAAGCACAAGGCCAGGUCGCUUUGACCAGUGUUUUGUUAAAAAUCAACAGACGCCAGGCCAAUGGCCCGACUCCAGUCACCACUACCGGUUCAGCAGAAAAGGAUCUCGACAGGGAAUACGACAUUGUCAAAUGUCUAAAAGCCCUGAUGAACAACAAAUAUGGUGCUGAUGAUGCUUUGGCGCACGAUCAGAUCCUGGUUGCACUGGCUACGUGCUUGAUAUCGCCACGAUUAACCACACGAAAGCUCGUCAGCGAGGUAUUGACGUUCCUGUGCCACUGGGAUCAAGGCCAGGGUCAUCUGAAGGUCCUUCAAGCGAUGGACACGGUCAAGAACCAGAUCAACGAAAACGGCCGCUUUGACGCUUGGAUGCGUAUCGUCGAAGUCACCAUCGAUGGACGAGGUAAGAUGGGCAGCCUGGUCGGGGCGAGUGAGGAAGUUCGCAGUGGCGGGAUUGGCAUGGAAAACCUCUUGAUGGAGUAUGCUGUCGCUACGCUGGUCCUGAUCAAUAUGCUUGUCGAUGCGCCCGAACGCGAUCUGCAGCUACGAUGUCAUAUCAGGGCUCAGUUCAUUGCCUGCGGCAUUAAGCGGAUACUGGUCAAGAUGGAAUCUUUCCAGUACGAUGUCAUCGACAAACAAAUUGCCAAGUUCCGCGAAAAUGAAGCCAUUGACUACGAAGACCUGCUCCAACGAGAAGGUAGCAGUAUGGUGGACAGCAUAGAAGGUGAGGUCAAAGACAUGACAGAUCCCAUGCAAAUCACCGAUGCCAUCAUGUCCAGAGUACAAGGUAGCAGGACGCAAGACUAUUUUAUCUCUGCCAUGCAGCAUAUGUUACUCCUGCGAGAGAACAACGCGGAUGAAAGGUUGAGAAUGUUCCAGCUGGUUGACUCUAUGCUCAGCUAUGUCGCCAUGGAUCGUCGCUUGCCAGAUAUGGAUCUGAAGCAAAGCCUGAACUUCACGGUGCAGAAUCUUCUGGAUAGGCUGCACACCGAUGAUGAAGCCCGCAUCGCUUUCGAUGAAGCGACAGAGUCAAGGCAGAUUGCGGAAGCCGCCAUUGCCGAACGAGAUGAAAUGGCUGCUCAGAUCUCCCUUGGUGCUGAUGGGUUGGUCAAGAAAUUGCAGCAGCAAGUGGAGGAGCAAGCCGCCAUCAUUGAACUGCAGUCAAGGCAAGCAGAGGCGCUCAAGUCUGAAGUUGCUGAGCUCCAGCGCAUAAGAGCUCAAGAGCUCCAGCGAACCGAGCUUGAAACUCGUGAACUGUAUCUCAUGUUGAGAGAUGCCCAAGAAAUUGCAGCUUCUCGUACCACCAGAGAGGGCAGUACCGGUCAAGAUCCAGCUCAGAUGCAAGGCAUCCUGGACAGAGAGAAGCUGAUGGAACGCCUGGAGCGCAAUCUCGAACGGACCAAGACACAAUUCAAGCUUGAAGGGAAAGUCUGGGGCCAACAAGGCCCGUCGGAUAGACUCAGAGAGCUUCGUGAGAAGAUGGAUGAUAUCGUUGAUGCUGAUUUCCAGGAGAAAACGAAGAGGCACCUCACGAAUAGUGUCAUGGGUAGUGUCCACCGCAGUAACGCUCUGAAGGGAUCUAGAAGAGCUGCAUUGGAAGCGCUGUCCAUCAGCGAAGAGACCGAAAACGAUCACGAGUCUGGUGACGAAGAUGAAGCAGUUGUUUAUGAGAAGCCACGCCUAGUUGAACUGUCAAGGCCCAAGAUCCAAACAGAACAACAGGCUAAUUUAAUGGGCGAGCUCACUUUGAAGGUUAAGAAACUGGACGAGGAUAGUGAUGAUAUGACAGCGGACAGCGACGGCAUCACAACUGGACCUUCCCACCCAAGUCUUGGAUCUGAAUCCCCCAAGACGCCCAUCGAUGAAGCGCAUGGUGAAGCCAAGUUCAAUGGUCCUCCUCCCCCUCCACCUCCACCACCGCCACCGCCCCCCGGGUCAUCGGAGCCUUCUCCAGCUCUUAUACCUGGAUUCGAGACCGGUGCACCUCCUCCGCCGCCACCGCCGCCUCCUGGGAUGCCCUUUUCACCUGUCGCCUCGCCAAUGCCUGGCUUCGCUGGAGGCCCGCCUCCACCACCUCCACCACCACCGGGUUCACUUCCUAUGAGCCCUACAUCACCUGCUGCACCACCACCCCCUGGCGCUCCGCCGCUUCCAGGAGCCCAACAUGGCCAUUUCCUUCCCCAGUCGCCUGUUGUACCCAUGCCUAUGCUCAAGAACCCUAUCAUGCGUCCCAAGAAGAAGCUCAAGGCUUUCCAUUGGGAUAAAGUAGACACACCGCAAGUCACAGUGUGGGCAAGCAGUACGAGCACGGAAGCCAAGGAAGAAAAGUACCGCGAGUUACAAAGAAAGGGUGUGCUCGACGAAGUCGAGAAGCUCUUCAUUGCCAAAGAGAUCAAGAUUAUUGGCGCUGGUUCUGGCAAGGGCAAGAGUGACAAGAAGCAGAUCAUCAGUAGUGACAUGAUGAGAAACUUCCACGUAUCAAUGGCGAAGUUCAAGAACGCCUCCGCUGAUGAGGUCGUGCGAAAGAUCAUUCAUUGCGACCGAGAAGUGCUCGACAACAACGUGGUUAUGGACUUCCUGCAAAGAGAGGACCUUUGCACCAUCCCUGAGAAUAUUGCGAAGCUCAUGGCCCCAUACAGCAAAGACUGGACGGGCCCUGAUGCGUUGACGUCUAAGCGGGAGCAGGACCCAUCCGAGCUGACCAGGGAGGACCAAAUCUAUCUUCAGACUGCGUACGAGUUGCACCAUUAUUGGAAAGCAAGAAUGAGAGCUUUGGCCUUGACCAGGAACUACGAAAUCGAGUAUGACGAAAUCUCGACGAAGCUCAAAGAAGUCGUCAAUGUAUCCGAAGCCAUCCGGGAUUCGACCUCGCUGAUGAGCGUUUUGGCUCUGAUUCUCGAUAUCGGUAACUACAUGAACGAUUCGAACAAGCAAGCAUCCGGAUUCAAACUCAGUUCAUUAGCGCGCCUAGGCAUGGUGAAGGACGACAAGAAUGAAACAACUUUUGCAGACCUCAUUGAGCGAAUCGUGCGCAAUCAGUACUCUCAAUGGGAGGUCUUCGUUGAGGACAUCUCUGGAGUGGUUCCUGCAGCGAAGCUGAACGUGGAUCAACUUCGGCUAGAUGCGAAGAAGUACAUCGACAACAUCAAGAAUGUUCAAGCUUCGCUGGACGCCGGAAACUUGAGUGAUCCUAAGAAGUUCCAUCCUCAAGAUCGUGUGGCUCAAGUGGUUCAGAGGUCGAUGAAAGAGGCAAGGCGGAAGGCGGAGCAGAUGCAGCUAUACCUGGAAGAGACUUCACGAACGUACGAUGAUAUCAUGACCUAUUUUGGAGAAGAUAAUCAAGAUGAGAAUGCCAGGAGAGACUUCUUUGGUAAACUCGGGGGCUUCGUUACGGAGUGGAAGAAGUCAAGAGAAAAGAACAUUGCCAUGGAAGAGACCAAGCGACGUCUCGAGGCUAGUAUGGCUCGGAAGCGGGCGCAAGGCGGAUUGAACAUUAGUGGCAGCGCCAGCGGUGCAGAGACUCCUGGCAGUCCUCCUGCAAAUGGUGCCAUGGAAGACCUGCUAGCCAAACUUCGAGCCGCUGCGCCACAAGUCAAAGACCAGCGCGACCGAAGAAGACGUGCUCGACUAAAGGAAAAGCAUGACCAGAGAAUCGCUAGUGGUCAACAAUUGCCAGAACUUCCGACGAAGGAAGGUGUCGAAGAAAGUCGCGGGCUAGCCAGCGUUGGGGAGAAAGGCAAUGAAGAUAGCUUGAGUGCGGAAGAUGGUACAAGUGGGAAGGGGGACGUCAGCGAAAGUGAAGAUGUGGCCGAUCGAGCACUGAAAGCUCUCCAGUCAAUGAGAAGCUCUGCCCCAUCCCCUGGAGAUGAGAUUGAUGUUCGAAGACGACGAGAUGGUGCCGAUGAAGAACGGAAAGCAAGGAGAAUGCGAAGGCGGACGGCACACCAAAGCAGUUCUGCUCGGGACUCGGUGCAGUCACCCACCAAGAGUGCCGCAGCGGAUGACGAGGCCAGACUUGAUGGAGAGGACGAGGCAUUGGUGGAUGACAAGAGGUCCUCCGGUGGAACAUUGAGUCCAACGAUGUCUCAACCUCCACCCGCCAUCAUAGUCAGUCCCACGCCAGAUGAAGAGCCGAAAGAAGAUUCAAAAAGAGAAGACGUCCCUGACGGCACAUCGUGA
Exophiala spinifera is the source of this 5367-nucleotide messenger RNA. RefSeq lists its product as uncharacterized. Gene Ontology annotation, molecular function: small GTPase binding; actin binding. The coding region runs from base 1 to 5367 and encodes 1788 amino acids. Gene Ontology annotation, biological process: actin filament bundle assembly; mitotic actomyosin contractile ring assembly; barbed-end actin filament capping. Gene Ontology annotation, cellular component: cell division site; mating projection tip. NCBI's taxonomy places the organism in Eukaryota, Fungi, Ascomycota, Eurotiomycetes, Chaetothyriales, Herpotrichiellaceae. The record is from RefSeq and is a predicted model, not a curated record. The transcript has a single exon.